AUGGCGUCCUACAGUCCGACGUCAUCGCCGACAGUGCAUGUCAACAAAUGGUCCGAACAGCAGGUCGUCGAUUGGCUCUCCUCUGUCGGUCUCACCAAGUAUGCCCGGGACUUCAAGUCGAAUGGCAUCACUGGCGAUGUGCUCGUCCUGCUCGACGAUGAGGCGCUCAAGGAUAUUGGUGUCGUCACCAUCGGUCAGCGUCUCGCGCUCCUCACCGCCAUCUACCAUCUGAAACAGCAAUACGGCAUCCCGAUCCAGGAAGGGGACUGGAUCCCCAAGUCGGUCGAGGCGCAGGAGCAGUCUUCCAGUACGCUUGCAACAGCUCACAUGGCGACUGCACUGCGCCAGCGAGACGAUCGCAUCCGCCUGUUGGAAUCACAGAUCCUUCGACUAGCGGACUACCUCGCUCGCUUUCAGCAGGACAUGGCGUCAGUAGCGCGACACGUCGGCGUUAAGGCGCACUCGAUAGACACUCCCAUCACGCUGGUGUCCAACUCGUUCUACUCUCAAAAUCCAUCCGAAGGCAGCGCCAACUCCAUGUCUGCCUUUGGCUCCAAUCCUGAUUUGGCUUCCACCGCCGCGUCAAGCGUGCCUCACCACGACUCGCCCAAUUCCCGCAACUUCGCUGGCCUCGUCUCCCCCACCCGCACUGGCUUCUCGUACAAUGCAGGGCACGGCAUGAGCGGCUUCAGGCCUACCACCGCAACAUCUGGCAGGUCCAACAGUAUCGGUGGCCACUCGCCCAUGACGCCGACCACCUCUGCUGCACACCUGUACGCCGCCAACUCUUCCAACAACUCGGGCGCAGGGGAUCUCUCGCCGACGCAGCCCGCGCCGCCCGCCUUGCCAUCUCAGUCUGGCUACUCACAACAGGCGCAGCCCUUGAGCGCAGGGUUCACUUCAUCUAUGGUGAGCCCGACGCGUCGACUUGCUCACCAGAACUCGCUGGCGCAGCCAGACUCGGCAGUCUCGUCUCGGCCCCGCGCUGGUUCGUUGGGCGGAGGCAACGCCUUCCCGUCUUCCACCUCGUCUCCUUUCGGUAGCAGUGCUCAUGGCAGCGGUGGCCACGUCGGAAGCAAUGGCAGCGCAUCAGGCAGCGCUUCAGCCGGCAGUCCCUUGUUGGAUCGCGACCCCCGCAAGGAUGCAUCCAGCAACCCAUCGUCCGAGCCGAACCCGAAGGCGGGCGCCGCGGCAACGUCAACAUCGUCCGCAUCGGCUGCAGUCGCCAACAUGGGCUCGUCGGACAGCAACCCGUACAAGUCGUUCCGCGUCACGCUCGACGAUCCGUGCUACAAGGUCCUCCCUGCGGCGCUCAAGAAGUACAAGAUCAACGACGACUGGCGCAAGUACGCGCUCUUCAUCUGCUACGGCAAGACCGAACGGUGUCUGAGUUACGACGAGAAGCCGCUGCUGCUGUUCCAGAAGCUGAAGGAGAAUGAGCAGAGUCCGGUGUUCAUGCUUCGGCACAUUCGGGAUGUCAAGUCGCCCAUCGCCAUUGCUGAGGCCAAGGCGACUAGCAAGCAGCAGGAGAAGGAAGGCGAGGGCAAGACGAGUCCCAAGAAGGGCGCUGCGCCGAGGGCCGAUCGACGUCGGGUCAUUGCUGGCGCGCCGCCGGCGGGUGCCGUGGUGACCAAUGCAAGCAACCCGGUAGAGGUUGGGCCGGCAGCAGAGGUUCCCGAGCGCAACAAGGUGGCGAGGACGUACGCGGUAGCCAUCUACCCAUACAUGCCCGAGCGCGACGACGAGUUUGACGUCAACGUCGGCGACACCUUCGUUGUCAUCAACAAGGCUAAAGGCUGGUGGAUCGUGCAGCGCGAUGCAAAGGGUGACGGCGCAGGCGAUAUUGUCUACAGUGUACCUGCCAGCGAGAUGGGCUCGGACGAAGACGACGGGAUCACCUAUUCCAACUACCGCGCGGAGCACUCCUCUGGCUGGGUGCCCGCCGGCUGUCUUCUCGAAACAUCUCGACCGUUGGGCAGCAUCGUCGACGCCGACGCCAACUCCUCGCGCUCAGGACCGAGCACGAUCUCAAAUCCAUCCACGCCGACCAUCUCGCCAGGUGGUGGCAAGAUGGACUCCAAACGCGCCGCUAUCCCGCCGAGCCUGAUCACGAGCACCAGCACACCCGGCGUGAUGCUCAUGGACUACCUCAGCGCAGAGGGCGACCUGGAUCUUCGGAAGGAUGAGAGGCUGAGGGUGUUCAAACGGUACAAUCACUGGUCGUACUGCGUUCAGGAGCGGGAUGGACAUGCGAGAGGUUGGGUACCCAGUUGGUACAUCGGCAAGCUGCCGUCAACGGGGACGGCCGGAAGCGGGGGACUGGCAAAGUCACCAAGCGGCAAGGCGCUGUCUACUGUGGCUAGCCUGGAUUCGAGGUUCACAGGCGAUAUUGGCGGGGCGGGGGCUGGGUCGCCGUCGUAUGACGGUGGGCAGGACCGGGGAGCGGCCAUGGCAACUGGUUAG
Messenger RNA from Kalmanozyma brasiliensis GHG001, 2463 nucleotides. Its product is annotated as Variant SH3 domain protein. Gene Ontology annotation, molecular function: protein binding. Bases 1 to 2463 code for a protein of 820 amino acids. The record is from RefSeq and is a predicted model, not a curated record. The transcript has a single exon. Lineage: Eukaryota; Fungi; Basidiomycota; Ustilaginomycetes; Ustilaginales. Gene Ontology annotation, biological process: signal transduction.